CGAAAAGGGCAAAGCCUUCGGAAAUAGAAACAAAGUUGGUCACAAAUCACAUUGGCUUUGCCCGAAGUUUUUUUCACCUUCUUGAGCAUGCGACCAUGGGGCGAGUGACCACUACUGUCGCGGGGGGCAGCCGCGGUGGUGCGGUGCGGAGGGAAGGGCUGUAGCUUCUGCCAUGGGACCUGUUGAAAGCACCGAGGGCCCCAGUCUGCUGCACCCGAAGGAGAGCCCGGCCGAGACGGAUGGCUGCGACAGAGCCAGCGGCGGCCGGCAUCCUCCCCGGGCCAGAGGGUGCGGCAUGUUUACUCUCCUGUCAUCGGUCACGGCAGCUGUCAGUGGCCUCCUGGUGGGUUAUGAACUUGGGAUCAUCUCCGGAGCUCUUCUUCAGCUAAGAACCUUGUUAGUCCUGACCUGCCAGGAGCAGGAAAUGGUUGUGAGCUCCCUCCUCAUCGGGGCCUUACUCACCUCUCUCACGGGAGGGGUCCUCAUUGACAGGUAUGGAAGAAGGGCUGCCAUCAUCUUGUCGUCCUGCCUACUUGGACUUGGAAGCCUAGUCUUGAUACUCAGUUUAUCUUACACGGUUCUUAUAGUGGGACGCAUUGCGAUAGGGGUUUCCAUUGCACUCUCUUCAAUUGCCACUUGUGUUUACAUCGCCGAGAUUGCCCCCCAGCACAGACGGGGUCUUCUGGUGUCACUGAAUGAGCUGAUGAUUGUCAUUGGCAUUCUUUUGGCCUACAUUUCAAAUUAUGCAUUUGCCAAUGUUGCCCAUGGCUGGAAGUACAUGUUCGGCCUUGUUAUUCCCUUGGGAGUUUUGCAAGCGAUUGGAAUGUAUUUUCUUCCUCCAAGUCCCCGGUUUCUGGUGAUGAAAGGACAGGAGGAAGCUGCUGGCAAGGUUCUUCAAAGGUUGAGAGCCCUCUCAGAUACAGUUGAGGAACUCACUCUGAUAAAAUCUUCCCUGAAAGAUGAAUAUCAGUAUAGUUUUUGGGAUCUGUUUCGUUCGAAGGACAACAUGAGGACCAGAGUAAUGAUAGGCCUAACACUGGUAUUUUUUGUACAAAUUACUGGCCAACCAAACAUAUUAUUCUAUGCAUCAACUGUUUUGAAAUCUGUUGGCUUCCAAAGCAAUGAGGCAGCUAGCCUAGCCUCCACUGGCGUUGGGGUUGUCAAGGUCAUCAGCACCGUCCCAGCCACGCUUCUUGUAGACCAUGUCGGGGCCAAAACCUUCCUCUGUGUUGGCUCUUCCGUGAUGGCAGCCUCAUUGGUGACCAUGGGCAUUGUGAAUCUCAACAUCCACAUGAACUUCACCAAUAUCUGCAGAAGCCAUAGUCUUAUCAACCAGUCCUUGGAUGAGUUGGUGUUUUAUGGAUCAAGAAACUUGUCAGCCAGCAAUGAAACUCUUAGAGAGCCCUUUAAGGGGAUCACUUCCCACAGCAGAAGCUCAUUAAUGCCCAGGAGAAAUGAUGUGGAUAAGAGAGGGGAGAUGACCUCAGCGUCCUUACUAAAUGCUGGACUGAGCCAAACUGAAUACCAGAUAGUCACAGACCCUGCGGAAGUCCGACCAUUUUUGAAAUGGCUAUCCUUGGCCAGCUUACUUGUUUAUGUUGCUGCUUUUUCAAUUGGUCUAGGACCAAUGCCCUGGCUGGUGCUCAGCGAGAUUUUUCCCGGUGGAAUCAGAGGUCGAGCCAUGGCUUUAACUUCAAGCAUGAACUGGGGCAUCAACCUCCUCAUCUCGCUGACAUUUUUGACUGUGACUGAUCUCAUUGGCCUGCCCUGGGUGUGCUUUAUCUAUGCGAUCAUGAGUCUCACAGCCCUGGGGUUCAUUGUUGUGUUUAUACCUGAGACCAAGGGAUGCUCUUUGGAACAAAUAUCAAUGGAACUGGCAAAAACGAACUAUGUGAAAAACAACAUUUGUUUUAUGAGUCAUGACCAAGAGGAAUUGGCGCCAAAAACACUCCAAAAAAGAAACCAUCAAGAGCAGCUCUUGGAGUAAAAGCUGUGUGGGGGGGGACAACCAAGGCAGUCUGGUCCAGAGACCUACUGGCCUCAAAACCUUAUAGAUGUUGAUACAGUAUAAGAACGUUUAGUACGGAGUCUUCAUACCAAUACAUGUUGACAAUGCCAUGUUUUGUCUUUAGUGUCAUGAAGUUAAUUUAUUAAAACCACCUUUAAUCUCCAUUCACAAUAGGUGAAUGAGGUAGAAGGCCCCAAGACUCUCUUUAUUAUUCUGAGCAGGAUACCAGGUAAAAAAAAUGCUGGCUGGUUCUACACUUGGCACCUUUUCACAGAGUAGCUUUGACAGACUGAACUAGGGAUACAAUCACCUUUGCCUUCAGUUGUGUAUGUAUAGAGUUGCGGUUUUAUCAUUCAGAUACAUAAGUGUCUAAACACAAGCUUGUGGUUUUUUGCCUACUAAGACUACUUGCACUGGGUCUUGUGUAAAAAAGAAUCAGAACACAAUGUGGACAAUUGCACAUACGUUCUACAUUAGGAGAGGGUGCUGGCUAGGCUUUUAGUGAUGAAUCCUAAUUACAGUUUAACAGGUUACAAACAUUAUGCAUCUUAUUUUAUGAAUUGUGAACUACAAUGUAAAGUACCUUUUGUGAAUUUCAUAUUAGCAUUAUAAAAUAAUGCGAAAAAUAAUUCUUUAAUGGCUGAGAAAAAUAAGCAUGUUCUCAUCCAUUUAAAAAAGAUGAAUAGAAAGGACAAUAUGAAAUUCCUGGGACCAUAUUUAUUUAGAAGUAGCUGUUAGUAAAACAUUAGGAGUCAGGCCAUUAGAUUACUUAUCCCAAUCUCUAAGCAAUUACAUUUGACUUUUCAAGCCAAGCUUAUAAAGUUCUCUUUGUAAGGCAUCCAUAACUUAAUAGUGAUCCGGUUUCCUGUAAUUAUUUGCACUCCUCAGGAUUAUCACUACCUCAGGUUAUGGCAUACAGGCUAUAAUCAAUGCUGACUUUCAGAUGAUUACAGCCAUAAUACCUGACAUUCAGACAUCAGGACAAUUGCUGUUCUUCUCUAUGCUGAAACAGAGAUCGCCGACUGCACCAGAAACUUGGGUUUCCACCCACACAAUGAGUUGCUCUCUUGUGCAUUUCUCCAGUUGACUUUUAAAACUUGGUGAAGCAUUUUACCUAUAGAAUUUAGAUAUGAUAGAAAACUACAGUGACGAAUCUCAAACCACUAAGUAGUAAUCCAUUACAUUACUAAUAUUCUAAGUUAUGGAAGACACUAAAAAAACUUAAUGAGCAACCUAACUUGAGAAUGAAUACAAAAAUAUGAUUAAUCUGAAGAAAAGAGAAUCCUGAGUCAAAAACAAGGACCCUUUUUAUUUAGCCUGGAAUUUUCCUCCUGGGAUGUAACAAACUGUCCCAAGCUUGCUAUAAGGGUAUAUGAUACUACAAUUCCUUGUAACAAAGUGGAAGACUAACUGUUGUAAGAAAUAGUAAAACUAGCCCGGCUGGCAUUGCUCAACAGUUGAGCACCAACCUAUGAACCAGGAGGUCACGGUUCAAUUCCCAGUGUGGGGCAUAUAGGAGGCAGCCAAUGAAUGAUUCUCUCUCAUCAUUGAUGUUUCUCUCCCCUUCCCUCUUUCUAUCUGAAAUCAAUAAAAAUAUAUUUUUAAAAAAGAGUAUUAAAAAAUAGUAAAACUAUAUUAUCAGAGACUCAGGAGAAUGUCUAACAGUCCUGGUUCUGAAAUGUACUCUCUCGAUUAAAACUGGCAGGGGAAGUUAUGAGGAAAAGAGAUUUGAGAUAAAUGACAUUCAGAAGACACUACUUGCGCUGGGUCUUGUGUAACAUUUCAUAUGCAAGUUAGAGCAUGCAUUGGUGUGGUUUUUUCCCCCCUCAUUUAUUUGUUUUGAAGAAGAGAAAGUGUGUUCUGUAGAGGAUAAAUUUAAGAAAUUUAUUAUAAAUCUUCAGUGGAAUUAUAUUGAGAUUUUAAAAAAUCAAGAUAGGUAAUCGAUAUAAAUUUUUGUGCUUUGACAAGCAUCACAGAAUAUAAGAUAUUUAACAAAAUUGUUAUGUUUUCUUUGAAAUUCAAAUGCUAUGUAUACUUUAGCUAUCUUGGUUUAGCCAUUCUUUGUUAACGGGCAGGAAACUGUUUAUCAACCUAUUUAUUAUGUUUAUUACUAGUGAUUUCAACUUCAGUAUCUUAAAAUGCUUUGUAAUAUUUUUCUUUUCUAUUGAGUCUAUAACUAAACAACUCUAUCUUCAAUCUAAUUUUCACCCAAUACACCGCCAAUCAGAGCUUUUUGAUUUUCAAAAAUAAAAGGGGAAAUACUUCGAAUUUGUA
Messenger RNA from Myotis myotis, 4282 nucleotides. It is a transcript of the gene SLC2A12, whose product is annotated as solute carrier family 2 member 12. Gene Ontology annotation, cellular component: membrane. Gene Ontology annotation, biological process: transmembrane transport. NCBI's taxonomy places the organism in Eukaryota, Metazoa, Chordata, Mammalia, Chiroptera, Vespertilionidae. The record is from RefSeq and is a predicted model, not a curated record. Gene Ontology annotation, molecular function: transmembrane transporter activity.